GAGCACUGCAGUUUUCCAGCCUUCAAAUGAGAUAAGAAGGACCGGAUUUUACUGUUGUUGUUAAGCGCAAACCUGCAUGACCAGAGAACUUGAUCCACCCUCUUCAUCAUGCUGCUGCUUCUUCAUGUGCUGAUGCUGUCGCUUCUCUCCGGUGGUUCAGCCAAAGUUGUGCAGAAUUUUGAGAUUGAAUGUGGUCAAUUUUUUGCAAAUGGAACAUCACCAACAAGAUUUAAUGACCCACAAUACAGGCAGAUCUGCCAAACUCUAAAUAAUGUUUUUUAUUAUGCCACAUUCUAUGACACUGACAAGAAGAUUCCCGUGUACUCAGCCUACAAGUUUGAAGGACUAAUGAACUGCACAAGAACAAAUGCAUGGUACAUUGAACCUCAGCUUGAUGACAACAAUGCACCCCCAGACAUGAAACUAGAGAAAGAUGUGACAAUACAAGGACUUGGAGGUUAUCAAGCUCUCAAUGAUAACUAUACAAAAUCUAAAUAUGACAAAGGUCAUCUGGCACCAGUCUUCCAGGCACAGUCACAGGGCUGUUCGGAUGCCACCUUCACUCUCACCAAUGCUGCUCCACAAGACCCCUCUUUUAACCGAGGUCAGUGGAAGAAACUAGAAAGAAACAUUGCAAAAAAUCUGUCCGAUCAAUGUCUACCAAAAAAGUAUUCUGUUCAUAUUGUGACAGGAGUGGUACCUGGUACUAAAAACAUAAGCGAUAUAGUGAAUGUGACAGUGCCUAGUCAUUUCUGGACCGCAUAUUGCUGCCUAGACAACAAUAACAAAUGUAAGAUCUCGGGAGGAUUUAUUGGAGUGAAUGAGAACUUCACUCCUGAUUACAUAUCUGUAAAUGAUUUAGAGACAGAGUUGACAAAGCUUUAUAAUUGUACAUCAUUUAAUUUGUUUGAUAGAUCUACAGAACCCCGACCAAAAAAACAAAGCGAAUCAGAAUACAAUGAAAACUUUAAAAAAAAAGCGCCAAUGAGCUAUUGUCUGAAAGAGAAACUUUAUCCAAUGUUUUCUUUGGUGUUCUUGUUAUUUCUAACUAAAUGAUUAGAUGAAUCAUAAAGAAAAUUCUUUAGAACUCUAUUAAAUGUUUGACUGUCAUAAUUAAUAAUUAAAACAAUUAUAAUGUGUAUGAAUGAAUUGCAUCAAAUAUUAUACCAAUAUGAAAUAAAGUUUUAAUUAAGCAGACAUCCGAUAUUACAUUUCCACUAUAGCUAGCUAAGCCACCAUUGACAUGGAUUGAAUCACGAUUUACCCAAUGUUUGAUAACAUUGUAAGAUCAUAAAUUCACUUUACAAAAAUACCAUUGGAAAAAUAUAUGCCAUAUGUAAAAACAUUUACAUUUGCUGUUUAGAAACUUGUCCCACUCAGUCAAUAUGAGUUGACGGAAAACAUAAGAAAAAACCUAUCUUAAGAAAAAGAUUUUAAAACUGGAUGGCAGAAAGCAGCGCGAGUAAAAUAGCAGAUGCCCCACGUUUAUGUCCAAAGUCUGGACCCAUGUCGGCUUUUAUACUAUUGAUGUGACAAACAAAAUCGACAAAGAGUAAGCAAUAUGUAAGAACUGCUGUAUUUGCAUGUGCUCUGAAGCCUUGCAGGAUAAAACAUUUCAUUCACAUGCUGUUCUGAAAAUUACU
Messenger RNA from Carassius gibelio (silver crucian carp), 1643 nucleotides. Its product is annotated as endonuclease domain-containing 1 protein-like. Gene Ontology annotation, molecular function: nucleic acid binding; metal ion binding; hydrolase activity. The transcript is spliced from 3 exons. NCBI's taxonomy places the organism in Eukaryota, Metazoa, Chordata, Actinopteri, Cypriniformes, Cyprinidae. The record is from RefSeq and is a predicted model, not a curated record. The coding region runs from base 109 to 1056 and encodes 315 amino acids.